Molecule: messenger RNA, 2462 nt
Organism: Zea mays
Lineage: Eukaryota; Viridiplantae; Streptophyta; Magnoliopsida; Poales; Poaceae
Product: VAN3-binding protein
Exons: 3
Coding region: 950-2233 (427 amino acids)
Biological process (GO): leaf vascular tissue pattern formation; phloem or xylem histogenesis; auxin-activated signaling pathway
Source: RefSeq, a predicted model, not a curated record
UGUCCUCUUCUCUGAUUUCGCAAGCAGUGCUGAUAACGUGUUAAAGUAUACUCAGUGGUAACGAGAUUGAGAGAGAGACAAAUGACAACGAUCAGUCUUUAUUGCAGGGGAACACUGGAUUAUAUACAGACUGCAGGAGUACUCCUCCAAGGGGUGCGACCCUUGGGUAGUAACUCAUCGGAUGGGUUUGAUCACAUGUGAAUGUUUCGCAACACAGGCCUUAGGAAGUGUCAAAUCACAAAUGAUCGUUCCAGGUAAGCAUGCUUUUUUUAAGUAGUUAAUAGACCGCCCGUCACUAUGACCAUGGAUCUGUUAACUGUUAACACAGUGCGGCAUGUUUAUAGCAUCUCUGAAUGACCGCAUCUGUCUGUGAUUAAGGCAAUGUCUUGAAUCUCCCCUUCCCAAGUCUCUUCCAUCUUUUGCCAGUGUCAGUGUGAUGUGCUCUCGCAGUGCACGCGUGGUAAAUUUCACCAGAUGUCCACCGAUCCGCACCCCAGGUCCAGACGUCCUGACCCGUUAUUGCUCCGACAAGCUCGGCGUGAGAUCCACCGGUAUGAAUAAAAUUAGCACGGAAUGUACACUGGCAGGCUCACGAGCCCGAGGAGAGUUCAUCCCCUAGCGUACGUUUUAUAUGCCGCGGCGCCGACAGACCCCGACGUGCCUGUCCCCCCCGCGCGCCGUCCCACCCCGCCGGUGCAGUGUACGUGCGCGCGCGGGCGGCGAUGGCCGCUCCGCAAGCAACGCAGCACUGUCUACGUGUCGCUCGACCUGCGCGACAGCGGCGUCAGAGACCGAAGCCUUGGAAUGUUUCCGGCCGUCCACGCAGCGUUUCCCCCGUGCUCCGUGUAUGUCUGCCUCCCUCCCCCGCUCCGCGCGGGCGAGCUGAGCGCCUGAGCCCCAUAAUAAAUAGGCGGCCAGCCACGUAGCAGCACCGGCCGGACGCGACGCAAUGCAACACGAAGAAGUGUGCGAUACUACUACCUGCGGUGAAGGCAAUGGUCGAGGAGGUGAGGAAGAACUCGAGAUGGAGGGGCACUCGUUGAUGAGGAUGAAGAGGAGGGAUCACUUGCUGCUCACUGACGGCGCCGGCGCCGGCGCCGGGGCGGGGCCUCUUGCGGUGCAGACGCCGAUGGAGCCCAUGGAGUUCCUGUCGCGGUCGUGGAGCGUGUCGGCGUCGGAGAUCUCCAAGGUGCUGGCUGGCGGCGUCGGCGGGAGGCGGAGCUCCAACUUCGUCGUCGACCGCCUGUCCGGGAUGCUCAUGCCGGAGACGCUCGCGCUCGCAGCCUCCUCCUCCUCCGCCGGCACCAACAACAUCAGCCCCCGCAAGCGCACCCUCAGGAGCAGGAGCGCGAUCUCCGCGCACCAGGUCCACCACACGGUCCACGCGAUCGGCAAGUGGUUCCACCACUGGGACGCGGGCAGCAGCAAGGUGGACAAGGCCCGCGCCGAGCGGGCGCGCGUGCACGCCGCGGUCUCCGUGGCGAGCGUGGCGGCCGCGGUCGCCGCCGUGGCCGUGGCCGCGGGCGCGAGCCCCGAGGUGGACGUCACCGACGACGGCGCCAGGAUGGGGAGCGCGCUGGCGUCCGCGACGCAGCUGCUGGCGUCGCACUGCGUCGAGGCCGCCGAGCUCGCGGGGGCCGACCACGACCAGGUGGCGUCCGCCGUGGAGACCGCGGUCGACGUGCGGAGCCCAGGGGAUCUGCUCACCCUCACCGCCGCAGCGGCCACAGCUCUCAGAGGGGCCGCGGCGAUGCGGCACAGGGCGCAGCGGGAGGCGAGGAGCAGGGCGGCCGUAGCGCCGUACGACAAGGCCUGCAGCUACCGCGCGGACGUCUGGUGCAAGGAAGGCGCGCUCCUCAAACGCAACCGCAAAGGCGCUCUGCACUGGAAGCAGGUGGCCGUGUACAUCAGCAAGAAGUCGCAGGUGAUAGUGAAGCUGAAGAGCAAGCACAUCGGCGGCGCCUUCUCCAAGAAGAAGAAAGGCGUCGUCUACGGCGUCUACGACGACAUCCCGGCGUGGCCGGCGCGCGAGGGCGUCGCCGCGCAAAGCUCGGCGCCGGAGACGUGCCACUUCGGGCUGAGGACGGCGCAUGGCCUGCUCGAGUUCCAGUGCGAAAGCAGGGCACAGAGGCGGGACUGGGUGGAGGCGGUGAAGGACCUGAUCCGGCAGGUGGCCGGCGGGACUGCUCUGCUCGAGCACUCCUUCGAGUCGCUAAGGCUGAGCGCGUCUUGAUUUAAGUUUGGCCGUGUAGUCUGGCAUGUAAAUCCGCCUCCAUUUGUCCAAUCGGUAGGGAGAAAUCGAGGUGCAAAUUUGCAGAAUAAUGUGCAGAGAUGUAGUUUUUUGCUUUUUCCUGGGAAGGUAAUAUGAAGCGCUUAGAGUGCUGGUGUAUGUAACGACGUGUGUCUCAAAACUAUCUCACCUUGUUUAACUUGAAAAUAGCAAGCCAACUUAAAAGAGAGAG